AUGGCUUUUGCGGCGCGCCCCUCGCGGGGGGUGUCGCUGAGCGCCGCGGAGGAGUGGAUGAUGUCGCUCACCGCCCAGGGCGCCAUCGGCACGGUGAACCCCAAGGAACCGUCCUCGGUCGUGUCGGCCAUGCGGUUCCUCCUGCAGAUGUCUGCGGACCUCGAGCGGCACGGCAACCACCCGGAGAGCGUCAAGUGCGCGGAGUCCGCGUUGCUGCUGCGUCACGCCAACGAGGCGGCUGUGGCGCCGCUGCUCGCGCCCCUCAUCGCAGAAGGGCUUCUGCCGCGUGGCGGCAGUAGCGUGGAGCAGGCGGAGGAGCUCGUGCUGCGCUGCAACGGCUACGCUGUGGCUGCCUUCAACGAAAAGCGGUUUGGGGCCGCCGAGUUCUUCCUCGGAAAGGCGCUCUUCCUCACCGAUGUGCGAGACGCGGAGGAGGCAAACUACUUCCUUGGCGUGGAACCGCGUCGGCUGCGGCUGCGUGCCGCGACGCUGAACAACCUCGGCUGCAUGGAAAAGCGGCGGCGGCGGCUGGAGGAGUCGCUUGGGUACCUGCGACAGGCGGUGGAACUGGAAGUCUCCCUCGACCCCACCUCGCGCGGGUCACCGUCGACGUACCUGAACCUUUGCACUGUGCUGAAUGAACUCAACCAGCACCACGACGCGGUGAACGCCGCGGAGAACGCCAUUGCAGCGCUUGAGGAGCAGAUGCCGCGGCAGAAGAAGGAGCAACUGCCGGCGUGCGCUAUGAUGUUGGUUGUCGGACUCUACAACUUGGGCGUCUCCCUCGAGCACCGCGGCCGCGACGGCGACGCUGCCAAGUCCCGCGCCGCGUACGACCGCGCCCUCGAGGCGAGUCGGAAGUACUUCGUGGACCCCAACUGCCCCACCGUCGAACUCGCAAUGGCGGCGCUGCGUCGCAUGCAUGCGGCACCAGCAUUUCGUCUGGAUCGAGUGGAAGCAAGGGCGCAGAGGAAAACGCAGGCGUCCUCCGUUCCGACACAAGAGUUACUACCGCCACCCCCACCGUCGCCGGCGCAGGAAGAACGGCAGGAGCAGCAGAGGCCGAAACAGGAGCAGCCAUCUUCAGAAGGGGUGCGUGAGGGACCAGAGGAGCAAGGGGCACAAGAGCAGCAGGAAACGCAGGGGACUCCAAUCUCCUGCUUGGCUCCAAUCAUCGGGGUGGCGACUCGUGAGAGUUCGCGGCGGCAAAGCAGCCAGUCACACGGAUCACGCGCGGCCAUGGAACGCUCCACUGCUUCCGCGCCAUUCGCUUCGUUGCUACUGUCCACGGCUGGAAGUGCGCCUCCUUCAUUGCCGAAGGUAGACGCACUCGCGCCACUUCGUACCCCCUCACUACCGAUGCAGGCGCACACGGUGCCUGGCCCCACGGUUUCACACGUGGUGAGAAAGGAGUUUGGCUCCGUUCCACUUCACGCAGAGAUCCCCACCGCCAACGGAAAAGCAGCCCCACUAGGUGCGCCGCUGAACGCAUUUGGUAGCGCCACGAAGCAACCCGUUCCACGGCCGGCCGUCUUGGCCCCGCUGCGAACGGAGGGCGGAACGACGCCGAGCUCAAUCAGCCCAACAAGGGAGCGACCGCGCGGUCUGAGCCUCAGCUCGAUAUCCCUGUCGAAGUCGAUCCCAAAAACGGGUGCCUCACACAGCACCUCCGCUUUGCCCGGAGCUCCAAACCCGUUUGGCCGCCGCACCUUUGGGAGUUCCGCGGUGAUAGAAGCGCAGAGUUCCAAUUCACUUCAGCAGUCACGGCGAAGCAUCGUGGGGGCAGAGGCGGAUGCGAUGGAAAAACAUGUGAAACGGUCCUUGGUGCGGCAGGCAAAGGCAGAGGAGGCAAAGAAGCGAGCAGGUGUCGUUGGGAGACGCGGUAGUGCACUUGCCAAGGCGAAGGAACGGGAGGAAAAACGGCUGGCCAAGGAGGAGGCCAAAAAUGAUGCCGAGAUGGCGGAAAACUUGUAUGAACGCUUUGUGAGUGGCAUGCGGGCAGAAAAGAUGAGCCAAUGCCAUCGGGCCGCCACACGCAUUCAACGCAUCUGGCGCGGAUGCAUGGCCCGCACGCUGCUGCUUCGGAUGGUGGUUGCGGCCCGAAGGAUACAACGCGUGUUUCGCGUCCACCUCGGCAAGCUGCUCGCCGCCCGUCGGGCAGAAGAAGAACGACUCGCUCAGCUUCAAGCCGAGCGCGAGCGGCGGGAAACGGAGGCUGCCAUUCUGCUGCAAGGACGCGUGCGGCAAUUCCUCCGCAGGUUAGACAUCCGGCGGGCCUACGUCGCAGGCAAGAUGCGGCGGCACUACGCCGCACGGCAUAUUCAACGCGCGUUCCGAGCCUUCCUGAAGCGGAAAGAGGAACGCCUCGCGGCCCUGAUGGAGGCGCAACGUUUGGAGGACGAACGAAAGCUGCAAGUGGCAAUGCACGCCGCCCGACGCAUCCAAUGGACAUUUAGACGCUACCUGCAACGCAAGCAGGAGAUUCUGGCCGCGGAGAAGCAGCGACGGCGCGAGCGGGCGGCGGCGACGAUACAGGCCCUGGUGCGUGGAGUCUUGGCUCGGGCGUGGUUCCGCUACUACAAGUCCUACCGCCGCGAGCAGGAGCUGAGGUCGGCGGUGAACCAAAAGCGGAUUACCCUCAUCCAGGCGUAUGCCGGCGUUCUUCUUGCGGUUCGACUUCGUCGUGAGAAGGAGGUGGAUCUUGUGAAGCGUCUCCGUCAGCAGCGGCUAAGGCGCGCGGCGACGCGGAUUCAGUGCCAAUGGCGGAAGCGUGUCGCGCGCAUCAAGCUGGAACGUCUGCUUGCGGAGCACAAUAUGCGACAGCGACGGGCGACGAAGAUUCAGCGGUGGUACGCCACCUGCGUCCUGCGUCGAAGAUUCCUCGAGACGCGUGAACGGAACCGGCGUCAGAGCGCGGCUGUAAAAAUUCAGCAGUGGUACCAUUCCUGCAGGACGCGUUCGAAGGAGAGGGCAAUGGCACGCUAUUACGGCGAAGUUGCCCGCCGACAGCGACUGGGGCUUCUCCAGGCGCAGUCUAUACUCCUGCUGCAAUCAUGGGGGCGAUGCUUCCUUAGUACUGUGCUCGUUCAAAGUGUGCGAAGUUCCUUUUUGCGUCUUACGUUGUAUGCGGAGGAGUUUCAGCGCAUUGGACGAGGCUACGCGGGUCGCCGUCUUGCGUGCAGCAUACGGUGCCGUCUUAUUUAUGAAUCCAGGAUGCGGGUGGAGCUCGAUCGAAAAGUGGUGGCCGCCUGCGUCAUUCAGCGUGCGUGGCGGUGUGCCAUGGCCAGGGACACGGUGGAGCGUAUGCGGCGGCGUCAGGCGGCCAGCGUGUGCAUUGCCACACACUAUCGUGGAUAUUUGUGUCGCAAGGAGCUUCGUCGCCUGCGUGAGGCCAAGCGGUUGGAGCAGGAAACACGCGCGGUGCUUGUUAUGCAGCGGACGGUGCGUCAGUUCCUCCUGCGGCUGGAGCUCGUUCGCCUCGACCAGUACCACAGGAAGCAGCACCAAAAGAAACUCCUUCUGACACGACGUGAAGAGGCUGUCGUCACUUUACAAGCAGCGUGGCGUGGGCGGGCGACGCGAAUGGCACUCGCGCGUGAGCGCAGGGCGUUAGAGGCCCUUGCGGUGUACGUUGUGAAGAUUCAGCAGGCGUGGCGCGCGCGCAAAUUCCGCCGGAACGUCAACACCGUGGUGGAGCGGCGUUCCAGCGAACGGAUGUGUCGUUCCCGGGCGGCACUCACCAUUCAGUGCUUCUGGAGGAAAAUGGCGGCGGCGGAGGAGGCCGCCCGCCUGCGUGAAGUGAGCCGCAUUCGCCAGGCGAAGGUGAUUGUUCUCCAGUGCUGGUGGCGCCGGAUCUUGGCGCGCUUGGAGCUCGAGACCCUUCGAACGCAACGCAAGGAGGAGCUCGCGCUGCAGCUGCACUACAUGGACAAGUGGGAUGAUACCGUGACGCGCAUCAACGCCGCCCUGCGUGUUCGCGCCGCCCAGCAGGAGUUGUUGGCGCGCAAACGCAAACAGCUCCUCGCCCGCUUGACGGACAAGGAGCGGGAGCGCUUCUUAAGGCGUCACGGGUCGGCGGUGAAGAUACAGGCGGUGUACCGCGGCCACUACGAGCGCGUCUACGCGCGCGGACUUCGACGCGAAAAGGAACUGGAGGAACGCCGCCAACGCGAGCGCGCGGCGCUGGAGCGGCGCAGUGCGGUCAUAAUUCAGUGCGCGUAUCGAUCGUGGCGGGCCAUUCAUGAGGCAAACGCCCGGCGCGCCGCAAAGCGCGAGAAGGCGUUAGCGGAGGAGAUGGAGCAUUUGGCCACCGUGGAUCCGCACGAGGUCGUUCGGCAGCUGUUUUGGGUGCACGAGUUCACCACGAAGAGGGAUUUGGUUAAGCGACGGCUUGACUACGCCAACGCGCGUCGCAAAGCGGCCGAGGUGAUUCAAAGGGCGGUUCGUCAGUGGCUUUCAAAGCGGAGGCUGGAGAAGCUGCGCCGCGAGACGGUCGAGACCUACGCAGCGAAGAUUAUUCAGGACUAUUGGAAGCAGCACCGCGUGCGUGAGCUUCAAAAGUCCAAUGAGAGGGAGGCGCGGGCCGCCGUCAUUAUUCAGACACGCUUCCGCGGCUACCUGGUGCGACAGGAGUGGAAAGAGUGGCGAAGCCAAAUGGCAUACGAGCAGCAGCAUCAGGUGCUCGAGGAAGAUGUCUACGAUCGCGCCGCCACGGUGCUUCAGUCGUUCUGGCGACGCAUUCGGGCGCAGCGUAUGGCGGCGCAGUUACGGGAGGAGAGGCGGAGAAGCAAGGUUCAGCAGCUUUUGGACGAGGCCGCCAGCACAAUUCAAAGUGCAUACCGCCAUUAUAGGCAGCGUCGUGCCAUUGAGCGGCACACGAAUGUAUUAUAG
Molecule: messenger RNA, 4890 nt
Organism: Trypanosoma conorhini
Lineage: Eukaryota; Euglenozoa; Kinetoplastea; Trypanosomatida; Trypanosomatidae
Exons: 1
Coding region: 1-4890 (1629 amino acids)
Molecular function (GO): calmodulin binding
Source: RefSeq, a predicted model, not a curated record